Drosophila melanogaster (fruit fly) is the source of this 786-nucleotide messenger RNA. RefSeq lists its product as uncharacterized. Bases 201 to 647 code for a protein of 148 amino acids. The record is from RefSeq and is marked reviewed. The transcript has a single exon. Lineage: Eukaryota; Metazoa; Arthropoda; Insecta; Diptera; Drosophilidae.
GACUGCAUUUGCCAACAAAUCGCGAAAGGGGCAGGACGAGCCCAACUAAGAGUAGCGGUGAUAGUCGAACGGCACGCGUUUCAUCCUCGGUUAUUUGUAUUCCGAAUAUACCCAUGUAGUUUUUCUUAUGUUGGCUAACAUGCCUGGCCUGAAGGAGCAGCCCCAUCCGAUGCGUAGACUCAUUAGACAGCUAUCAAACCAUGUUCUGGACGGCGGUAGCCUCCUCCACACUCUCGUCCAACAGUGCCGAGAGCUCGGCGGGAUUGGCCAGUGCGGCGCCCAGUUACCAGCAGCAGCACACGAAGCCAUCGCCGCUGAGAGCCUCCGCCAGCAGUUGGCAGCUUAGUAAUGCAGCAUUCAAGUCGCGCCUGCAACAGCAACAGCUACUGCACCAGCACCAGCAACAGAUACAGCAGCAGCAGCACGAGCAGCAGCAACAGGAGCAGCAGCAGCAACAGGAGCAGCAGCAGCAGCAGCAGCAGCACGAGGGCGCAUCUCAUCAGGAAGUGCAACCGAAUAGGGAGGAAAGACGGGUGGUGGGGCAAAAGACCAAACUUCAGACAGCAAAUAUCAAAAAAAAAAUCAGUCCCAAGAGUGAGAGUAAAAUAUUCAAAGCUUUCACCUCCUGCAAGUGCACCCAAAAGUAGGAGUAGCAUCACGUGCAAGUGUACAAAUGACUCAACAAUAACAACCGAACCACAAAUCGAAACUGAUAUGAAAUAUUUUUUGAUGCAUUUUCAAGGUAGAAACAUUGAGACAUUGAUGAAAAUACAAACCAAAGGCACU